AUGGAUCCCGCCGCUGUGAGGUCCUUGCUCGCCACUAGCUUGGACCCUGAUGCAGACAGUCGAAGGCGUGCUGAGCUUCAGUUGAAACAGAUUGAAGAACAGCCCGGAUUUCUCGAAUGUCUGCUCGAUAUUUUACAAGCCGAACAGGAGGCUAGUGUCCGCCUUUCUACCGUGAUUUACGUCAAGAACCGUGUCAAUCGAUCAUGGUACAAUAAUGAGGGGUACUCUCCCGACCCCCCCACCGCUAUAAUCCCUGAAGAAGAGAAGGCUCGUGUACGAGACCGCCUUCUGCCAAUCCUCGCUACGUCCGAAACCCUCGUCCGCCAGCAGCUCAUUCCCGUCCUCCAACGAAUCCUCCAAUAUGACUUCCCCGCCCGUUGGCCCAAGUUCAUGGACUUUACCGUCGAGCUUCUAAACACGAAUAACCCCGGUUCCGUCCUUGCUGGUCUGCAGUGUCUGCUCGCCAUCUGCCGUGCGUUCCGCUACAAAGCAACCGACAGCGAUGACCGACAACACUUUGACAAGAUUGUGGAGGCAACAUUUCCCCGUCUUCUCGCCAUCUGUAACGAGUUGGUGAACCAGGAGAGCGAUGAGGCUGGUGAGAUGCUUCACUUGGCCCUCAAGGCCUACAAGCAUGCGACAUGGUUGGAACUUUCGCCUUCGCUACGACAACGUGACACCAACAUCGCUUGGUGCACUGUUUUCCUACACACGGUUUCCAAGGCUUGCCCCGCCAAUGCUAUGCAGGGCGAUCAACACGAACGUGAGAAGCAUCACUGGUGGAAGGCUAAGAAGUGGGCUUUCUUCAACCUAAACCGCCUCUUCAUUCGGCAUGGCAACCCUGCCAGUCCUGGUAAGGGCGAAGACGCACUUGCUUUUGCCAAGGACUUCACCGCGAACAUUGCCCCCGAGAUCCUCAAGCACUACCUCCAAGAGAUCGAGAAAUGGGUUGCCAAAACCUCUUGGCUCAGCCGACCUUGUCUUUCCUAUACUCUGGUCUUCCUCGACGAGUCCGUACGACCCAAGGAAAUGUGGUCACAUCUUAAGCCUCAUCUUACAAACCUUGUCACCCACUUUGUCUUCCCCGUCCUUUGCCUUACCGAGGAGGAUGUCGAGCAAUUCCAAGAUGAGCCCGACGAGUACCUUCACCGAAAGCUUAACUACUUCGAGGAAGCGUCUGCUCCUGAUGUCGCCGCUACUAACUUCCUGGUCAACCUUACAAAGAACCGCCGCAAGGAGACCUUCGAGAUCCUCAAGUUCGUCAAUGCCGUUGUCACCGAGUACGAGCAGGCUGCGGAUGAUCAGAAGAACCAUAUUGCCAAGGAGGGUGCUCUGCGCAUGAUCGCUACCCUGGCGCCGGUUAUUUUGGGCAAGAAGAGCCCCAUUGCUGAUCAGGUCGAAUACUUCCUCGUCCGUUAUGUCUUCCCCGACUUCACCAGCCCACAGGGCUACCUCCGCGCUCGUGCUUGCGACACCAUCGAGAAGUUCGAGCAGCUCAACUUCCAGGAUCAGAACAACCUCCUUACUAUCUACCGACACAUCCUGGAUUGUAUGGCCGACCCUGAUCUCCCAGUUCGUGUCACGGCCGCUCUCGCUCUCCAGCCUCUAAUCCGCCACGAUGUCAUUCGAACAAGCAUGCAACAAAACAUUCCCACGAUUAUGCAGCAGUUGCUCAAGCUUGCCAACGAGGCUGAUAUCGAUGCGCUCGCCAACGUCAUGGAGGACUUUGUCGAGGUCUUCGCCACUGAGCUCACUCCUUUUGCUGUCGCACUGAGUGAGCAGCUCCGAGACACUUACAUGAGAAUUGUGCGCGAGCUUCUCGAGAAGGAGAGCAAGGUUGGUGAUGACGGUGAGCUCUACAACGAGUAUGACGACAAGAGCAUCACUGCUCUGGGUGUCUUGCAGACCAUCGGAACUCUGAUCCUUACACUCGAGAGCACGCCUGACGUCCUGCUCCACAUCGAGGCUGUCCUUAUGCCCGUCAUCAAGGUUACCCUGGAGAACAAGCUUUACGACCUCUACAACGAAGUCUUCGAAAUCAUCGAUAGCUGCACUUUUGCUGCCAAGUCCAUCUCUCCCACUAUGUGGCAGGCCUUUGAGUUGAUCCACACUACUUUCAAGGCCGGUGCUGAGUACUACCUCGAGGAUAUGCUGCCUGCUCUGGAUAACUUUGUCCAAUUUGGUGCUCCUCAGCUCGCUCAGAAGCCCGAGUACACUCAGGCGCUUUACUCCAUGGUCGCUGACAUGUUCACCGACAGUAUUCAGGGAGGUGUCGAGAGGAUAUGUGCUUGCAAACUGGCCGAGGCCAUGAUGCUUAGCUUAAAGGGCCAGAUUGAUAGCUGUGUCGAGGGUUUCAUCAACAUUGCCAUGAACAUCCUCGCCAACCAAGAUAUCAAAGUAAAGAGCUACCGCAUUCAUCUCAUGGAGAUGGUUAUCAACUCGAUCCAUUACAACCCACUCCUUACCCUUCAGGUUCUUGAGAACAAGGGCUGGACAAACCGAUUCUUCAGUCUCUGGUUCGGCAGCAUGACUUCUUUCACCCGUGUUCACGACAAGAAGCUUUGCAUUGUUGCCAUCUCGGCUCUUCUUAGCCUGAACCCUGAGCACGUGCCGUCAAGUGUCUCCGUUGGCUGGCCAAGAUUGCUUCAAGGCAUUACUGAACUAUUCCGCUCCCUUCCUGCCGCUCAGAAGAACCGCGAUGAGGCUCUCCGUGACGACUUCCACCUCGAGUCCACUUACGACUACGGCGAGGAAGAUGAGUGGGAUGACGACGAGGCCAACUGGAACGCUGAGGAGGAAGAGGAGACAGGCGAGACUAACGAGUCCAAGGACGAGAGCACUGCUUAUCUGAACUUCUUGAACGAGGAGGCCCAGAAGUUUAGCCGAGCAAUUGAUGACGUCGAGGAGGACGAUCUUGGCGAGGACUCUGUCCUGCUCGAGUCACCCCUCGAUAAGAUUGAGCCUUAUCAAUUAUUCCGCGGUACUUUAAUGAAAAUGCAACAAGAGCAACCCCAAUUCUAUAGCAGCCUGGCUGGACACCUCACAGCUGAUGAUCAGAAUGUGAUUCAGUCGGUAAUGGUCAAGGCCGAUGAGAUUGCGGCACAGCAGGUGCAGCAAGCUCAGCAAGCCCAGCUCCUCGCUCAGCAACAGGCUGCUGCGAUGGCGGCCAACCUCAGCGCCCCUAACGGCGGUGCCAGCUAA
Fusarium musae is the source of this 3201-nucleotide messenger RNA. RefSeq lists its product as uncharacterized. The transcript has 8 exons. Gene Ontology annotation, molecular function: small GTPase binding. The record is from RefSeq and is a predicted model, not a curated record. Lineage: Eukaryota; Fungi; Ascomycota; Sordariomycetes; Hypocreales; Nectriaceae. Gene Ontology annotation, cellular component: cytosol; nuclear envelope. Bases 1 to 3201 code for a protein of 1066 amino acids. Gene Ontology annotation, biological process: protein import into nucleus.